UGACAGCAAACAUAUGUGAGUUUUGGGCUUCAAUGCAGGAGUUCUCGUUGUGAUUGAAAAUAGCGUGAUAAAUACAAAUUUAAGCUCUAACCAGCUUUAUCGUUUCGAAAUUAAUUGGUACUGCUAUGGCAUCUCCUUAAAAGUGCACAUUCUUCCUCAACUAUCACGAACCGACCGCUUUAUUGCGUCGUGAAGUUGGCUUGAACCAGUUUUAAAAAUAGCCAACGAGAAUGCCGAUUUUCUGGCAAAAAUUGGUGCUGGUGUCACGGAAAUACCUCCUCUCGGCUGCUGUUUGUCAACGCAACCUCUAUCAGGCUCCGGCACAUUACGUGCCCUCCGGACCACCGAAGUUGUCACCGUACGAUGUCAAUUGUAUUCUGCGAGCGAAUGAACAUACGCAGGAGUUUAUUGGUGGGUCUGUGAAGUCUUACGAUACAAAUCAGCUGGCUUCCAAUUCCCCUAUCGAGGAUUCUCGCAGCGAGGGAAGUUGUGUGCAUACGUCUGGGUUGUUGGUGGGCAUCUUCGAUGGCCAUGCAGGCCCUGCAUGUUCCCAGGUGAUCAGCAAACGACUGAUGAGGUACAUUGCCGCCUCGUUGGUUCCGCCGGAUGAUCUGAAACAGCACAUUUUGGGCGGGGCCCAAAGUCAUUCGUUUAUCAAUUGCCACAAUGAUAAGCUGGAGUUUGUCAGCGAAAUCAAGGAUAUAUACGAGAAGAGCUUCAACUUAUUUGCGAACGAACUUACCAGCACAACCCUGGCUGGCUUCCAGAUGCAUACGGUGUUGGAAAACGCAUUUCUGCGAUUGGAUCAGGAUCUGUCGAAAGAAGCCAUCGAACAUCCGAGCUUGAGAACGAUGUCGGUUGCGAUGAGUGGGGCUGUGGCAGUUGUGGCUCAUGUCGAUGGGCCCCAUCUGCAUGUAGCCUCAGUUGGCGAUUGCUCUGCGGUUCUCGGGACCGUUACGGAUACAGGGCAAUGGAUCUGCAAGAAGCUUACGAACGAACACAACAGUGAUAAUGUAGCGGAAGUUCGACGACUGCUAAACGAACAUCCGGCCACUGAACGGGACACUGUAAUCCGAGGAGAGCGUCUGCUCGGUCAGCUGGCUCCACUUCGCGCUAUCGGUGACUUCCGCUACAAGUGGACCCGCGAGCAGCUUGAGCAGCUGGUUGUGCCCCAGUUCGGUGAACAAGUCAUCGCCCCGUAUUACCUCACACCGCCCUAUCUAACCGCCUGUCCACAGAUUACACACCACAUUCUGACACCACGAGAUAAAUUUCUGAUUCUCGCGAGCGAUGGUCUCUGGGACACGAUGAGCCCCAUACAAACCGUUCAACUCGUGGGAGAACACAUGUACGGAAAAGCCUUCCUUCAGCCACUGAAGCUGCCGAAGCACGAUAUAACUUUUGGGGAAAUAAGUCAAAUGUUGGCAACUCGUAAGGCUGGUCUGCAGAAAAAACCCUUGGACAGGAACGCUGCAACGCAUUUGAUUCGAAAUGCCCUUGGGGGAACCGAGUACGGUAUCGAACACUCGAAAUUGUCCCACAUGCUGUCACUCCCGCAGGAUAUUGUCCGGUUGUUCCGGGAUGACAUCACCAUCACCGUGAUAUACUUUGAUUCAGAGUAUCUGAGGAACUGUCCCACCUAGCAUCAGCUGCCGUCGCAACCGACGGAGAACGUUUCUACGCCGGAUGGUGACACGAGAUGAUAGAGCAUUUGAGGUAAUUGUGGGCCAUUGUGACGCCGUAUGUGUGUCAUCGUAUUUCGUGAUUUAGGGAGAACGUGGUUAAUGCUUCGAAGCAGUCAAAUUCAAUCAGUCCUACAAUCGAGGACACGUGCUUUCCACCUGCGAGGAUAUUUUAUUGUAUAGACGUCGUAUACAAAACGUGGUUUUCGAAUCUGUUUAUUUUUCGUAGUGAUAACUUUUUCUCGCUCCGUUCCUUUCUCGUAUUCUGUGAGUCGCUUGUAAAUUGCAUAUACUGAAAGACUUGAAUAAACAAUAUUUUUCAAAUGCGAAUAAGA
Toxorhynchites rutilus septentrionalis is the source of this 2017-nucleotide messenger RNA. It is a transcript of the gene Pdp, whose product is annotated as pyruvate dehydrogenase [acetyl-transferring]-phosphatase 1, mitochondrial. NCBI's taxonomy places the organism in Eukaryota, Metazoa, Arthropoda, Insecta, Diptera, Culicidae. The record is from RefSeq and is a predicted model, not a curated record. Gene Ontology annotation, biological process: protein dephosphorylation. The coding region runs from base 231 to 1643 and encodes 470 amino acids. The transcript has 4 exons. Gene Ontology annotation, molecular function: protein serine/threonine phosphatase activity; cation binding.